Mesocricetus auratus (golden hamster) is the source of this 1849-nucleotide messenger RNA. It is a transcript of the gene Bdnf, whose product is annotated as brain derived neurotrophic factor. Gene Ontology annotation, molecular function: nerve growth factor receptor binding; growth factor activity. The transcript is spliced from 2 exons. Gene Ontology annotation, biological process: nerve growth factor signaling pathway; positive regulation of collateral sprouting; positive regulation of peptidyl-serine phosphorylation. Lineage: Eukaryota; Metazoa; Chordata; Mammalia; Rodentia; Cricetidae. The record is from RefSeq and is a predicted model, not a curated record.
CCGAAGAGCUAAAUAAUGUCUGACCCCAGCGCCUGGCGCUGGCUGAGCUCUGGGUGCCCGCCGCUGCCGCCGCGCCAGGGCGCACCCGCUGGCUGGCUGUGGCACGGUCCCCGCAGCCCCGGGGACUCCCGGGCCUGGAGAAAAAGGCCGCCUAGGGCGACGCGCCACCUCCGCUUGGGGAAGCUUUGAUGAGACCGGUUUCCUCCCUCUGCCACGGCUGCUGUGGGGCGGACGGCAAAGAGCACGGGGCCCGGGGCAGGGCGUAGGGGCCAAGAGUGUGACAACGAUGUGACUCCGCUGCCGGGGAUCCGAGAGCUUUGUGUGGACCCCGAGUUCCACCAGGUGAGAAGAGUUAUGACCAUCCUUUUCCUUACUAUGGUUAUUUCAUACUUCGGUUGCAUGAAGGCUGCGCCCAUGAAAGAAGCAAACGUCCAUGGACAAGGCAGCUUGGCCUACCCAGGUGUGCGGACCCAUGGGACUCUGGAGAGCGUGAAUGGGCCCAGGGCAGGUUCGAGAGGUCUGACGACAUCCCUGGCUGACACUUUUGAACAUGUGAUCGAAGAGCUGCUGGAUGAGGACCAGAAGGUUCGGCCCAACGAAGAAAACCAUAAGGAUGCGGACUUGUAUACUUCCCGGGUGAUGCUCAGCAGUCAAGUGCCUUUGGAGCCUCCUCUGCUCUUUCUGCUAGAGGAAUACAAAAAUUACCUGGAUGCUGCAAACAUGUCUAUGAGGGUCCGGCGCCACUCCGACCCAGCCCGCCGUGGGGAGCUGAGCGUGUGUGACAGUAUUAGCGAGUGGGUCACAGCGGCAGAUAAAAAGACUGCAGUGGACAUGUCGGGUGGGACCGUCACGGUCCUGGAGAAAGUCCCGGUAUCAAAAGGCCAACUGAAGCAAUAUUUCUACGAGACCAAGUGUAAUCCCAUGGGUUACACAAAGGAAGGCUGCAGGGGCAUAGACAAGAGGCACUGGAACUCGCAAUGCCGAACUACCCAGUCGUAUGUUCGGGCGCUUACUAUGGAUAGCAAAAAGAGAAUUGGCUGGCGUUUCAUAAGGAUAGACACUUCCUGUGUAUGUACACUGACCAUUAAGAGGGGAAGAUAGUGGAUUUAUGUUGUAUAGAUUAUAUUGAGAUAAAAAUUAUCUAUUUGUAUAUAUACAUAACAGGGUAAAUUAUUCAGUUAAGAAAAAAAUAAUUUUAUGAACUGCAUGUAUAAAUGAAGUUUAUACAGUACAGUGGUUCUACAAUCUAUUUAUUGGACAUAUCCAUGACCAGAAAGGAAACAGUCAUUUGCGCACAACUUUAAAAGUCUGCAUUACAUUCCUCGAUAAUGUUGUGGUUUGUUGCCGUUGCCAAGAAUUGAAAACAAAAAGUUAAAAAAAAAAAAAUAAAUUGCAUGCUGCUUUAAUUGUGAAUUGAUAAUAAACUGUCCCUCUUUCAAAAACAGACAAAAAAAACAAAAACAAAAAAAACAAAAAUUUGAACCAAAACAUUCCGUUUACAUUUUAGACACUAAGUAUCUUCGUUAUUGUUAGUACUCUGUUUUACUGCUUUCGACUUCUGAUAGCGUUGGAAUUAAAACAAUGUCAAGGUGCUGUUGUCAUUGCUUUACUGGCUGAGGGAAUGGGGGAAGGGAGGGGUAUAUUUCUGUUUGUUUUGUGUUUUAUUUUGUUUGUUUGUUUGUUUUGUUCUUUUGGUUCUACCAGGAGUAGGGAUGGAGAAAAUCUCUUCAGUAUCCAUUCUGGUUGAUAAAACGUUACAUUUGUAUGUUGUAAAGAUGUUUGCAAAAUCCAGUCAGAUGACUGGAAGUGAAUAAAAAUUAAGGCAACUGAAUAAAAUGCUCACACUCCA